AGGGCACGGGAGAGUUGCUCGUCGAGGGAGCGGCGUGCGGCCGGCCGACGAACGCCGGAGAGAUCUCGGAGCGGUGCGCGCCGCGGAGGCUGUGACGGGAACGGUGCGUUUAGUGACGCCAGACGCACCAGCACGCGAGCAGCAGGUCUCGUACCGCACGCGCUGCGUGGGAUCGAGAGAGAAAACGCAGGCAGGUGAAGGGAGGAAAUCGUGCUUUUGACCUCUGAAUGCCAGACCGGGAUCGUGGCGGACGGCUGGAGACGGACUAUCAACCCCCACCGCUGCUGCAACAACAACGUUUCUCUGAGACGUCGCGCAGGGAGUCCCUGCGCCUCGGCCCGGCGGCCCAGCGGUUGUGGCGUGAACUCGGCGCCGCGGCUCCUGCCACAACUCUCCGUGGCGCGGCGCAAGGGGUUAACGGUCGCGAGGCGAAGCUCGCUCCAUCGCUCCAUCGCUCCCUCGCUGCCUCGCUCGUGUUCGCUUCAACAAGGUACUGAUCUGUGCGGAGUCUGUGGGCCGGGAGCUCCUAUCGCGGCGUCCAAAGGGCGGGGAGCGUGACGCCUAAUUGAACUUCAAUCCGCGGCUCUGCGCCAUGACUGCAUCUACAUCAGCCGAUCGCACCGAGCGUAAAAACUGAGAUGCACUGCAGAGACUCCAGGGGAGGCGGCUCGAACUGAGACCAAAAGCACUUCGGAAUGCUGCGCGGCAGUCGACCGCGCGAGCCAGAGUGGAACACAUCUGCACUGCGGCCUCGCUGAUAUUCGAUACCACCGAGGAACUGUCCACUGUACUUUUUUUUUUUACUUUAUUUUACGAGCCCCCGUUUUGACAAAGUGCAGAGACCGCCGUGUCGCCGUGCGCCUGUCGUGGACUUUGCCCCACGGAGGCGGGAGGCUGGACGGAGGAGGGCGGCGCUGUUCUGGAUCCGCGGAGUCCGCGAGCGCCGAGCGGCGGCCCCGUCGGGCGGCCGGCAUGGCGUCCAGCAGCAGCACGUGCUCCACCCCGAGCCCCAAGGGUCACCUGCCGGCCUACGCCGCCGGCGCCUACCCCUUCCUCUUCCCGGGGUCCGGCGGCGGGGCCAUGUCGCCGCAGAGGCUGGGCGGCCUUCACCCACUGCACCAGAUGUCCGUCAGUGGCUACAGCACGCCGUCUCCGGCAACCGUGGAAAGCCAGAGCAGCGGCUCGGAGGAGAUCAUCCCGAGCCCCCCGUCGCCGCUGCCGCCCCCGCGCGUCUACAAGCCGUGCUUCGUGUGCCAGGACAAGUCGUCGGGCUACCACUACGGCGUGAGCUCGUGCGAGGGAUGCAAGGGCUUCUUCCGACGCAGCAUCCAGAAGAACAUGGUGUACACCUGCCCCCGCGACAAGGGCUGCGUGAUCAACAAGGUGACGCGCAACCGCUGCCAGUACUGCCGCCUGCAGAAGUGCUUCGAGGUCGGCAUGUCCAAGGAGUCCGUGCGGAACGACCGGAACAAGAAGAAGAAGGAUGUGGCCAAGCAGGAGCCCUCGGAGACCCUGGUCAUGCCGGCCGAGAUGGAAGUCCUCAUCGAGAAGGUCCACAAGGCCCACCAGGAGACCUUCCCAUCGCUCUACCAGCUGGGGAAGUACACCAUGAACUCGAGUGCCGACCACCGCGUGCAGCUGGACCUGGGCCUGUGGGACAAGUUCAGCGAGCUGGCCACCAAGUGCAUCAUCAAGAUCGUGGAGUUCGCCAAGCGCCUGCCCGGCUUCGUCAACCUCUCCAUCGCUGACCAGAUCACGCUGCUCAAGGCCGCCUGCCUCGACAUCCUGAUCCUGCGGAUCUGCUCGCGCUACACCCCGGAGCAGGACACAAUGACGUUCUCAGACGGCCUAACGCUCAACCGCACGCAGAUGCACAACGCGGGCUUCGGGCCGCUCACCGACCUCGUGUUCGCCUUUGCCAACCAGCUGCUGCCCCUGAGCGUGGACGACACGGAGGCCGGCCUGCUCGCCGCCAUCUGCCUCAUCUCCGGAGACCGGCAGGACCUGGAGGAGCCAGAGAAGGUGGAGCGGCUACAGGAGCCGCUGCUGGAAGCCAUGAAGGUGUACGUGCGCCGGCGGCGACCCGACAAACCACACAUGUUCCCCAAGCUCCUCAUGAAGAUCACCGACCUACGUGGCAUCAGUGCCAAGGGUAUGGAGCGGGUGAUCACGCUGAAGAUGGAGAUUCCGGGCUCCAUGCCUCCCCUCAUCCAGGAGAUGCUGGAAAAUUCGUACGGCUCGGAGGCAGGGGGCACGACCAGCGGAAGCUCGAGCCCCGGCACGCCCGAGGCCACGCCGCCCACGGCCGGCACGCCCGAGCCGGCGCACGACGCGCCGCACGGGAAAGGACUAACGCUCACGCAGAAGACGAGCUCCAAGAUCUCGCAGACCCCUCCCGUGGCCGGCAACUGAUGCCCCACGCGACGGUGAAGAGCCGCAAGCAAUUGGACUCGUGCAGGAAGUUGACCUUUCUGUCGCACGCGAGCGAAACUUUUCAAGGUCGAUUCAAAAAGAGAAAAAAAGCGUUGUUUUAUAAGACUGUUAAUUGUUUGAGCCAACGGCUCCAUAUAAUUAAGAACUUUUAUGAGUGUGAACUUUUUUCAAAAUCCCGUCAUUAAAAAAAAACGGGUUCAUCGUUGGGAUUUUGACCACUGGAAGAUGCGUUGCAGAAGACGGCUCCAGGAAGUGUUUUCCAGCAAUGUCAACGUGCACAUGAAGGUGGUGUUUGUACUGUUGCUCAAUUUCACAUCUUGCAGCAGCAGCAAACGUGUUAUCAAAGGUGAUUGCUGCAGCUUUCAAGUGGAGCCAAUUCAGGUGUCACGUUGGCCAGAUUUAGUGAGAAUGGUUGAAUAUCCCAAGUUUGAACACAUGAAGAAAUUACGAGCAUUCUUUUUUUUUAUGAAAAGCACUGCUUUAGUUAAAACAAUUGUUUUCUAAUGCCUUCUGAAGUUCAGUUAAUAGUGCAUUUGUUUUAAUAAAUAAUACAUCUGGGCAAUUGGUUGACAAUGUCUUUUCUUCAAUGUAUUUUCAAGUCUCACUAAAGGUGCAAUGUUUAUUGUGGACUAACACAAAUUGGCCGCAAAUGACAAGUCUGGGAUUACAUCAUUUACACGGGACAUAAUUAUUUUGUAUGCAAACCAGAUUAGUUUGGGAGGCCUGAAUGCGAGUUCACAGGAGGAUGUGAAACGCCCUCUGGGUCUUUCCCACCCACACAGGCAAGAGCUUUGUCAACACCAGCAUUUAUAGAGUAUUACAUUCAGCUAAGAGUGCGAGAAGCAAAGUAGGUCGAGCCGAAACAUUACUGCAGUUUGAGAGGGCUGCUUGUUCUUGUUACGACGGUAAAUAAAUGAAAGUAAUAAUUUUUUUGUUUCCAAAACACAAGUCACUUUAAUAUUUUUGUACCGAUUUUGAAAAAUGAAAAAAAAAAUAUCAAAUGAAAUGUUUCGCAAACUACUGUUUAUUGAAUCUUUCAGAUGUCUUGUAUCUAUGAGUUGUACUUUUAAAAAGGUUGUGGGGGGGGGUGUAAAUGUCAUUUUGUGAUGUUUUAUGCCUUCCUUCAGGUAGUGAAGGAUGGAGGGAUGUCUAAGAUAAUUGUAACGACUGUUGCCAUGGGACUGUAACAUAUUUGCCUUUUCAAGUAUUCAUGAGCACGUCAUGUAGGUCUUACGCCGACGAGUAGUCUUAAUUUAAUGAAUAAUUUGCAAGUAUUUUGAGCACAUGUAUUUUACUACACUGAAGGAUUUUGUGGAAAAGUUUAAAUUAGCCACUUUUCUACUUCCUCACAUUAAAUUGUAAUCAUGAAUCCUAAAAACUUUGUAACCGACUUUCCCCAUUUUGUUUUAAUACGCCAAGGCAUUUCACUACCGUAUGUUUACACUCGUCACAAGCAGGGUUUUGAAAAUAAUCGUUCACCAUUUUAUGCAAACCCUCACUUCAUAGAUGAAUGUUGUGAAAGAAGGGGUUGCGUGGAGAAUUGUUUUGUAUGUUGUCGAGCCCUCUGGUUCAGUGGGCCUCUGUGUCACCACGUGUAUUCUAUUUGCUGAAAACAUGUAAACUGCCAUAACAGAAAUAGGUUUUAUUGGUUUGUAGAUUUGAGUCACUUGUGGUUAUUUGUAUAUACUUUAGCUAAAAGUCCCGAAGUUCAGAUGAAACAUUGCAACUUUUCUCAACCUAUCAACAGAAAAAUAAAGUAUAUUUAUCUUAAUGUACUUCAAGAAAUGUUAUGGUUGGUCAUUACAGAACAUUUGGAACACUGGUUGACUGAAUUAAUGAGUUACUUAUCUGGUGCUUAACUUGAGCAUGCUAAUCCAUUUAUUCAUUGUAAUAUGAAAUUAACUUUAGCAUUUUUAAGAUUAAAAUGUAAAUUUUGGCCAAAUCUGACUUUCAAAUAAGUAUUGUUAUCCAAGUUAUAUUUAAUAAACAGCACAUGUAUGCGACAUGAUUGCAACCUGGAAAAUAGUUUAAGGUCAUAAUUUUGUGAAAAUCUAUGGGAACUGAUACAACUAUAUAAAAUUACUUAUGAUUUCAUCUAAACACAUUACGAUUAAUGAUAAAAAAGUAUAAUCUGGCACUGAUACUUGCAGCCAACAUGGCCAGGUGCAAAGUCACUCAGUUCAACACACAAUAAUGUACGUAAGAAAAAACGUUUUAUUUUUCAAAAAGUAAAAGUUAUAAAGAGUAACAACUUAAAAAGUUUGCUGGAAAAAAGACUGAGACAAACUAAGAGAACACCAUCUCAAGGAGUAGUCAAUACAGGUUUAGAGAAUGGAAGACUUGCAGGAGUCACAAUAUACA
Messenger RNA from Petromyzon marinus (sea lamprey), 4794 nucleotides. RefSeq names its product retinoic acid receptor beta (gene RARB). Gene Ontology annotation, cellular component: nucleus; transcription regulator complex. Gene Ontology annotation, molecular function: nuclear receptor activity; zinc ion binding; nuclear glucocorticoid receptor binding. The record is from RefSeq and is a predicted model, not a curated record. Gene Ontology annotation, biological process: retinoic acid receptor signaling pathway; cellular response to corticotropin-releasing hormone stimulus; regulation of transcription by RNA polymerase II. Lineage: Eukaryota; Metazoa; Chordata; Hyperoartia; Petromyzontiformes; Petromyzontidae.